Molecule: messenger RNA, 1883 nt
Organism: Stylophora pistillata
Lineage: Eukaryota; Metazoa; Cnidaria; Anthozoa; Scleractinia; Pocilloporidae
Molecular function (GO): protein binding
Source: RefSeq, a predicted model, not a curated record
AUGAGUCAAAUAGAGUACAGUAACAUGCUCUUUGAGAUUGGCCAGGGACUGGACAAGCUGCAAGUACAAGAACAACUCCUAUUCAUGUGUAGGAGGGAAAAGAAAAGAUUAGAACAAUUUGAAAGAGAAGUUAUACGUGUUUUCAGCGAGAACAGUGAACUGGAACACUUAAUAAGAAUUUGCGAAAGAAAAACGUCUUUUGAUUACGAAACAAACAUUCGAGAUGUUCGAACAUUGUUUAAUGAACUGGAGAGCCAAGACUUUUUAGAAUUUGAUCACCUCGAUGUACUAAAAGAAAUAUUAAGAGAAACCAGAUCAGACCUCCUAAAGGAGGUAGAAAACUUCGAGAGGCGGGUCAAUGAAGAAGAGGAACUCGAAAGUGAAAAAGCGCGUACCGCCGGAAUUUUUGCAUCGGGAAGAAUUUUAGGUGGAAGAGUGAUUGGUGGCAAAGAUGAAAUUACAGUGACGGAGUCCAUGUUUGUUGCUGCCAAAAGUGGUAAUAUUACUCGACUGGAGAAUUUGUUGUCACGUGGCCAUGACGUCAAUUCAAAAGAUGACAAUUGUGUGACACCAUUGCGAAUUGCUGUCCUGUAUCGCCAGAGCGAAACCGUACGUUAUCUUUUAGAAAAAGGGGCAGAUCCAUUCGUAAAAGGAAAUUACAAACGCAACCUUCUGCACUUAGCAUCGUAUGGUGGCCAAGUCGCCAUUAUCGAUGAAAUGAUUAAACAAGGUCUUGACAUCAAUUCAAAGGAUGGUAAUGGCGACACUCCUUUAAUACUUGCUGCCGCCUUCGGCGGAAAAAAGGCCGUGAAAUACCUUUUACAGAGGGGAGCAGAUCCCACUAUUAAAGGCUACUACGGUCGAAAUGCUUUGCAUGCCGGAAAUGAUGUCGCUAUUAUCGAGAUACUACUCUCAAGUGGAGUGCAUAUCGAUACAAAGGAUGCUGACGGGAACACACCGUUGAUUAUGGCCGCUGCAAAUGCCAACGGAGACGCUGUGAAUUAUCUCUUAACCAAGGGAGCUGAUCAGGAUGUCAAAGGCCGCUUGGGGAGAAACACCCUUCACGCAGCUGCUCAAGGUGGUGAUGUCGUCAUCGUCGAGACAAUGCUGUCCCAUGGACUCCACAUUAAUUCCAAAGACAGCCUUGGUGAUACCCCUUUGAUCAUUGCUUCUGCGUGUGGGAAGUUGGAAGCAGUUUGUCUCCUUUUGGUAAAGGGAGCAAAACCUCUCAUAACAGGCCAAUUCGGUAGGAAUCCAUUGCAUGCAGCGGCACAAUGUGGUCAUGCCGCAAUUAUCGAAAAAUUGCUGUUUCACGGUGCUGGAAUGAUUAACUCAAAAGAUAAUGAUGGAAAUUCACCCUUGAGAAUUGCGACCACUUCUGGCAAGAGAGAAGCCGUACAGUUUCUCCUAGAUGCUGGAGCUGAUCUGUCCGUAAACAUGAAAAACCGGUUUGAUACGAGUCUGUUGCACGCAGCUGCGAAGGGAGGUGAUGUGGAAAUCAUUAAGACAAUGCUGUCCCGUGGUUUAGAUGCAAACUCAAAAGACAGUGAUGGUCGAACGCCGUUAAUGAUUGCAGAACUCAACGGUAAAACUGAGGCAGUAGCAUUCUUACUCAGUAAGGAAGGACGUUAAUGCCGUUCCUUGCAAAACAGAAAGACAGCCACCACAGACCUCGUACACUCGAUAAGCAUUCCUAAGCCUCUUUUGGCAAACAUAAUUACAUGUAUUACUAAGAAGCUUUAGGAAUUAAGCUUAUUUAUUACUUUGUUACUUUACAUCUCAUUUAAAGGAGCCAUCAUAGGAUCUUUCGUUUAAGCUCAAAAACUUAACCAUCUGAAUGCCCUGGGAAAACGCCCUCGUAUCAAGUGCAUAGAGUUCAAUUU